Actinia tenebrosa (Australian red waratah sea anemone) is the source of this 3272-nucleotide messenger RNA. Its product is annotated as potassium channel, subfamily K, member 13. Gene Ontology annotation, cellular component: plasma membrane. Lineage: Eukaryota; Metazoa; Cnidaria; Anthozoa; Actiniaria; Actiniidae. The record is from RefSeq and is a predicted model, not a curated record. Gene Ontology annotation, molecular function: potassium ion leak channel activity; outward rectifier potassium channel activity. Gene Ontology annotation, biological process: stabilization of membrane potential; potassium ion transmembrane transport.
CCGUCCUUGGUCUAAUGACUUUAUUCAAAACCGUAAAUUACUACUUACGACAAAAGAAAGAAGUUUUAAAUAACUGAGUAAUCGAGGUCAUGUCCAGUGGAGUAAUUGUUACUGGUUGAACUAGUCUCCACAGCUUAGCCUCUGUGUCGUCACUUCUGGUUUAUUAUUUUGGUUCAUUCAAAGAGGGUGUAUAACAUUACAUUGGUGGCUAAAUUACGGACAAUCAUCAAGAAGACAUUGUAGCGUAAGCAUCAAUAUUUGGAUUGCAACUCGAACCAAAACAAAGCUGGGAAAAACGUUCCUCGAGUUAUUUCAAUUAUAUCUUGUAAUCAAGGGAUUUUUUUACGUUUGCUGAGCAAAUCAAGGUCUCCUAUGGUAAAAUGGAUUUCUGUUCUUCCGAAGGAAAUAUCUAAUGCUGGGAAUCCAGAAUUUCGUGUUAGAGUAUUUGCGAACAGCACUGACAGAUAUUCGGCAUCCGUAUCACAUACGAGUGUCCUUAAGAUAAAGUUAACCCCUUGGAUUCUACAAUUACGCCGAGUACACUGAGCUCUUCUUCAGUGAAACUCUAGAAUGGAUCUAUCCAAGGACCUGAGUUAAACCGUGUGCUAUUAACAAGAGAAGAGAGUUUCAAAGUCAAAGUUAAAGUCUCUGUAGAAACGGCUAAAUGAAGGAGAACAUCCUACUGAAGUAGUUCAAGCAAAGUUUGAAGUGAUUUUUCCACGUCAUCGGAGUCGAGAAGUGAAGGUUUACUCCCUGAUUCCCCGCCGAAUUGCGUGAUUUACUAGUUGAGAUAAAUCUCUAUAAAUUGAAAUACGUCAUGAAUGAAGAACAUAUCAAACUGCUAAUUCUGUGGAUUUUCUAUCUUUCUUAUAUGCUAUUAGGAACGCUUAUUUUCAACGAACUUGAAUAUGACAACGAGCAAAGACAAGUAAAGUAUUUCAAGGACCUCUUUGAAGAUUUCUACUCCAAAACUAAUGUAUCUAAAUCAGACAUUGAAAUGGCUUUGAGCAUUUUCCGCGACUCUUAUUCUCUUGGAAUCGAUCCUUCAGUACACUACCUAAGCAAGUGGGAUUUGGCUGGAUCGUUUUAUUUCGUGGGUACUGUCAUUACGACCAUUGGAUUUGGGUACACAGCACCUGUGACAAGACUUGGUCAGAUCUGCUUCAUCCCUUACGCCCUUAUCGGCAUACCACUCAACAUCCUGCUGUUCAAUACCCUUCUAGAGCUAACAGUACAGCUAUUCACCUUUUUUCUUCAUCACUGCUACCGCUUUUGGCGGGCUGUUAAGCGACGAAUCGCAAGACAAAACACGAGUUCGAGUUCGUGGGAACCAACUGCUACUUCAAUAGCGUUCCUCUGCAUGAUUUCCGUAAUUAUCAUCACUGUUGUUAGCGCUCCAAUGUUCCUGUUUCUCGAAGGAUGGUCAUUCUUUGAAUCUGUGUACUUUGCUGUUGUAGCAUUCACAACGGUUGGCUUUGGCGAUUUUGUUCCCAGUGGAGCUCACUCUGGGUCUGGUCAGAACUUAACGCUUCAUUACAAGAUCGGUAACUGGCUCGUAAUCCUCAUAGGUAUGGUUUUUACCUACCCAGCAAUGGCUGUAAUGGCGAGCGUUUAUAAAAAUCUAUUAAAUUUUGUCUUCGAGAAGUGUCGAAAAUUUAUCGCCAAGAAGACGAAUCGCGUAAUUGAUCGUCAUGCUUCGUCGUCUACAGAACACGUAGGGGGGUGGACAAGGGAUAGAGGAGGGUUAAGCGCGGAAGAGAAAGAAAAAAUCACGGUUCGACACGUUUUGAAAACGUGGAAAGGAUUAAAGAAAGAAAACAAUAUAGGAACGAUAAAUACUGUCGAAGCGUCGAUACUCCGAUCUCGACUUUCACCGAAUAAUCGAGGCGAUCAAGAGAGCACUUCAAAAGUCGGCAUAGCUGAAGGACUAGAAACAAUCGAUGAACUAGACGCAGCUGAAGCAAGGCUGACUAGAGAAUAURAACAAUUAUUGAACGACAUCAAAGAACAUAGAGACUCGAUUAACAAUAAAUCUGUACCAAAUGAUAUGACUGCUACAGGAGAGAGCAUUGGGAUGACCAACGAAGGUAUUAGUAUAGCUAUAAGCAUUUGUUCUCCUCCUGUUAGUGAAAGGAAAGAGGUGCUUUCUUCACAAUCUGAGACAACAAAUCUAUCGCCGUCUCCACCCAGUACGGACUAACACCCUCCCCACCCAGCUAGUAUAGACUAAAGGCCGGCUUAGACGGUACGAUUUUCGCCUACAACUAUGAUACAACACGCUCGCGCCAUCCUAUGACUCGAGUCGUAGCCGUGUAAAUCAAGCCUACAACUCGCCUACGACAGACGCGAGCGUGUUGUAUACGCUAGUUGUAGGCGAAAAUCGUACCGUCUCAACCGGCCUUAAGACCGUCUUCACCCAGUACAGACUAAUACCCCAUUCACACCUAAACGUGUUUAGUUAAACUAUGUUUUCAUUAGGAAAAAAUUUGAGAAACUGGAAACCUACAAUAUAAUAUGAAACUUUCUAAAAUAUUGUCACAGCAACACAAAGGAUAGUUUACAUGCAUUAUUUCACCAAAUAUUGUGCAGUGUUGGUGGAUAGUUUUCCAAACCUGUUUAGUUAAACCACUUUUAAACAUGUUUAAGCCUUGGUGUGAAUGGGGUAUAAGACUGUCUCCACCAAGCACGAACUAACACCCUCACCCAGUAUACGGACUAAGACCGUGUCUCCACCCAGAAUGGACUAAGACCGCGGUCUCCACCCAGUACGGCCUAAGACCGCGGUCUCCACCCAGUAUGGACUAAGACUGCGGUCUCCAACCAGUAUGGACUAACACCGCGGUCUCCACCCAGUAUGGACUAAGACCGUCGUAUUGUCAUGAUUUCUCUCCGUACAGACUGAGACAGGUAAAUAUAAAAUUGUCACCAGGCUAGGAGAGAUUGACCAAUUGAACAAUUGACUCUCGCAAAUUUAAACGUACUUAACUUCAGUAACUACUUAAUAAUCAAAGCUCUGAUCUAAGAAAAUACAUGCAUUUUUUCCAAUAACCGUACUCUAAGAUGAAGUGACAAUAAAAAAUCUGAAAACUUUAAAAAGUUAAAAUGGAUUAAUYAUUAAUUAUGAUUUAUUAAGCAUGUCACUAAAAUUCAAAUAAGARUGUGGGCUCAUUUGUGACCUUUCACGGUGGCAACAAGCGCAACUUGAGUAGCAACAGAGUGGUUAGCAGUACAAAUAAAAACAAAAUAAAGAAACACGCAUUUUUUAUCUCCAA